Messenger RNA from Enhydra lutris kenyoni (northern sea otter), 1260 nucleotides. It is a transcript of the gene DIPK1C, whose product is annotated as family with sequence similarity 69 member C. Lineage: Eukaryota; Metazoa; Chordata; Mammalia; Carnivora; Mustelidae. The record is from RefSeq and is a predicted model, not a curated record.
AUGGCGCGGAGCCGGCCCGGGCGGUGCGGGCGGUGCGGGCGGCGCGGGCGGUGCGGGCGGUGCGCGCUGCUGGUCUGCGCGGCGUGGACCGCGGGCUGGGUGCUGGCGGCCGCACUGCUGCUCCGCGCGCACCCGGGCGUCCUCUCCGAGCGCUGCACGGAUGAGAAGAGCCGGCGCAUCCUGGCCGCGCUGUGCCGGGACUACGAGGGCGGGGCUCUGGUGGGAGACCUCUGUGAGGACCUGUGCGUGGCGGGGAAGCUGCUGUACCGGCGCUGCCUGUACUACGAGAGCGGCAAGAAGGUGCUGCAGGCCGACUGGCGCGGCCGGCCCGUCAUCCUCAAGUCCAAGGAGGAGGCCUUCUCCAGCUUCCCGCCUCUCGGCCUGCUGGAGGACACGGCCGAUGCGGGCGCCCAGGACUUCCCGGAGGCUGAGCUGCUGCUGCUGGUGGCCGGCGAGGUCAAGAACGCCCUGGGCCUGGAGCUUCCCGGCGGCAGCCUGGGGCCCCUGUGGCCAGGCGGGCGCGGUCCGCGGUGGCGGGGCCAGCUGGCCAGCCUGUGGUCCCUGCUGCAGCAGGAGGAGUUCGUCCUCUUCAGCCUGCUGCAGGACCUGAGCCGGCAUGCCCUGCCCGUGCUGGGCUCCUGCGGCCACUUCUACGCCGUGGAGUACCUGGCAGCCGGCAGCCCCCGCCACCGGGCCCUCUUCCCCCUUGAUGCGCGGCGGGGGGGCGCCCGGGGCGGCCGGGGCCAGGCCAAGGCCGUCAGCGACAUGGCCCUCAGCUUCCUGGACAUGGUGAGCCAUUUUGAGGACGACUUCUCUCACCGCCUCCACCUGUGCGAUGUCAAGCCCGAAAACUUUGCCAUCAGGAGCGACUACACGGUGGUGGCCAUCGACGUGGACAUGGCCUUUUUUGAACCUAAAAUGCGGGAAAUUCUCGAGCAGAACUGCACAGGAGACGAAGACUGCAAUUUCUUCGACUGUUUUUCCAAGUGUGAUUUGCACGUCAACAGGUGUGGAGCAGAAAGAGUCAACAGCAACCUGCAGGUCAUCUGUGACAAGAUCUUCCGCCACUGGUUCUCCUCAAGUCUCAGCAGCUCGGCCCUGUCCUUCCCGCUGCAGCGGCAGCUGCGGGAGGCGGUGCAGGAAUGCGCGGACCCCCAGAGCACCGCGCGCAGCCCCCCGAGAGCAGCCCCCGACGUGUUCCGGAAGCUUCGGCACCUCCUCCGAGCCACGCAGAGGGAACUGCAGGUCGCAGAGGAGUAG